AUGCUCACCCUCCAACUCGCAGUAAGCCUCCUCGCGCUCCUCGCGCACGCCGCACCAGCACCAGCCCCCGCCCCCGCCAAACCCUGCGUUCCGGGCCCCGAGCAAAAAUGCAUCCCCGACGGACCGGGUAAGGCAGCCGGCACGAUCCCCAAGGUCAGCGCACCUCCUAGCCUGGAGGGCAUUGGCAAGGGUGCCGGGGGGGUCGGAGUUGCUCAACCCAACCCCGAGCCAGCCCCGCAGCCGGCCCCGGCCCCGGUCCCGGCGCCGCAACCAGCCCCUGGCGGUUCGGGGUCAUUGCGACCCGUGCCCGGUGGGAGUGGCACCGGCUCCGGCGGCGGCAGUGGUGGCGGUGGCAGCACCGGCUUUGGCAAGGGCGGCAAUGGCAAGAACCUCCCCGGUCCCGAGCUCCAGCCCAUGCAGAACUGGGACUGGGAGGUGUACGCCAAGUACUCCGCCAUUUCAAAGUGCGAAGGCGAUCAGGUCAAGCCGUGGACGUGCACGCUGUGCCAGGACCUCAACAAACGUGGCAAACACCGAGUCCUGAUGCACGGUGGUGACGGAUGGCUCCCGAAGCACUAUGUUGUGGUCAAUGAGGACCACAAGCACGCCAUCCUUGCCAUGGAGGGUACUGUGCCUUUGGGCAACCUCUUCAACGGACAAGGUGCGGCGCGCGAGCUGGACCAACAGCACGACCCUGGGGCUCCCCCGGACGUGCGCGUGCGCGGGGGCUUCUACAACGUCGCGAACGGGAUCGACGACCGCACCAAGGACUUCCUAACAACUGGGGUCAACGAUGGCUCCAUCCAGCACAUCAUCCUCGUCGGCCACUCGCAGGGCGCGGCAGCCGCCGAGAUCCUCGGGCCACGACUGACAAGCCGCUACAACGGCAAGGCGACCGUCACUUGGGCCGACUACGUCGAGAAGACGAUCGAGGCCAAUCGCUUCCGCUACGUGAUCCACUCGUCGGACAGCGUGCCGCACGAGCUCAAGCAACUCGAACUCCCGUCCACCGUCGCUGGCGGCGGCGGCGGCAAAGUAGACGCCAUCCACCCGCGGGGCGAGACCUGGAUCACCCCGGCCGGCGAGUACGUCGACUGUCCCGGGAGGGAGAACCCCCAGUGCUCCCAGGGCCAGACGAAGCUUACCACCGAGUAG
Messenger RNA from Vanrija pseudolonga, 1155 nucleotides. RefSeq lists its product as uncharacterized. Bases 1 to 1155 code for a protein of 384 amino acids. Gene Ontology annotation, biological process: lipid metabolic process. Lineage: Eukaryota; Fungi; Basidiomycota; Tremellomycetes; Trichosporonales; Trichosporonaceae. The transcript has 4 exons. The record is from RefSeq and is a predicted model, not a curated record.